UUUUAUUUUUAAAAAUCCGAAAGGCAAAAUCGCUUCGUUCGCACUUCGCAGGAAAAAUAAACUUCGAAUUUAAUCAAGUAAAAAUUGAUUAUCUCGCGCAUUACCGCGUUAUUCCAUUGUUUCAAGUCGUAUUCUAAAAGUAUAAUACUCGUCAAUGAUGUAUUUGUAUUUCUCGCAAAAUUGUGUAACUUAUCGUUAAAUUAGUUUUCCGAUUCCAUAUCAUUAGAUCAUUUGUCUGUCGUCAGUUUUACUUUCUGUGAAUUGAGUUUAUUCGUUCACCGUGUUGUCGAUGUUGGUCAACUUUCCGUUUUCGACUGCAUGUAUUUCAUCGCGUAUUCUACGAGUUGUUCGUUUACAGAAUGUACCGUCAAAAAGUUGAAAACCCAGCCUCUAGAUUCAAUGCCUCCUAAAAUCUCGCAUGUUUACCGAUGGUUAUGCGCUGAUUCUUUUUUACACGGAACUUUGGAAGUAUUGAUGGCGAAGUAAACUAUUUGUACACUACUGCUAAUCAAUGCGUUGAAUUCUUCGUUUUGAAAUAUUGCGUGCGUAUGCUUUGAAUUAUAUACCAUAAUCCAUAAUGAGCAACCAGAACGUGGCGAAAACCGUUGAAGAAUUGAGUAACUUUUUUACCGGUCAAUUAGAAUGUACAAAAUGUAAGAAAUCAGUUGCAUUUUCUACCGAUUUACUGACUCAGCAUUUGAAAAACUGUUCUAAAAGUACUUCAGAAACAUUUACUGAUGCCAAAGACUCAAACAAUUCUGAAAUUUUCCAUCAAUAUCAAGCGUAUCUGAAAGCGUAUUCUGAUGAAGGCACGUUUGCUGAUCUCAGUAAUUCGUUGCCUGCCGUUGGCGUAGAUCAAUUAAAACAGUUGAAAAUAUCAAUUAAGCAGUUCCGAUGUUUAUUUUGUAAUUCAUGUGGAAACAUAGAAGAUUGGGAAAAUCAUGUAUUGAAUUGCUAUCGCAUUACCUUGUCUCCUUUGUGUUGUGCAUGUUUGCUAUGCGAAACGUUGCUGUGCGGUGAACAAAAAACAGUCACCGAUCAUGCUCAUUUUAAAAAAGAUGCGAGCUUUUUCUUAUUGAGCCAUUUUUCUGGCAUCGUUGAUGUACUGAAAAAUCAACUGACGAAUUAUUACAAAUUUGAACGGAAAGUGUCACGAAAUGAUCCGAAACUGGGUUUUUAUUGCGGAUCUUGUAAUUGGUACCUUUUCUACGAUGUAGAUAAACAUUUCAGUUCGCCGAGUCAUAGAUUGAAUGCGAAUAUAACCUACGAUUUGUAUUAUUGCAGCACAUGCUUUGUGAUUAUUUAUGGUGACGAUAAGUUGUUUUAUAGUCAUAAUAUGUCCAAGCAACAUUUUAUUAUGAAGGCUAAUAACAAACAAAAACUUGCGAUUAGACCGGAAAAUGUGAUGCACAGAAUCUUACUGAUGUCAGUGAAAGCGACGAUGGAUAAAAAUAUCUCAACAAAUCCUACUGCGCAGUCAUUCUAUUGUGAUUUGUGUUCUUUCGUCGCAACUACGAGUGAAAAAUGGUCGCAACAUUUGUCAUCUAAUGAUCACAGUAAAACGAUGUGCAGCGGAAUUGUUCGCACUGCUAACGACGAAAUGAAACCGUUUGAGUACGUUUGUGUACAUUGCAAGUUAUCGAUAUUCGGCACUAUUUUUACUCAUAUUGCACAUUGUACUUCUUAUGGACACGAAACUAUCAAGAAUUUGCUUAUCAAUUACCACAAUGAUGCAAAUAUGAAAGCAGUAAAAGAAACAGAAGCAUUACGAAGCAUUCUUCUCCCUACCGCAUUGUCUGAACGGAAAAACAAUUCCCAAAUUAACGGAGAUUCAGUCAUGGCGGCUGUGUCAUCUACUUCAUGCAAUCAACCUAGUACUAGUCAGGCUGCUCACGUUGAUCGAAAAAAACCGGCGAAAGAAGUAGUGUAUUUUUCUUACACGCAAUUUAUCUACGAGAAAAAUCUUGACACGAGGGAUGUAUGCGACAUGAUUGAAAAUCUUCGCGCUUUUUUACGAGAAACCUGGAUUAAUCUGAACGUAAAGGAAUGCAAAACCAGUUGCGUAUACUGUAACGUUUUUUCAUCAAAUGAUUCCCAAUGGUGGACUCAUUUAAGGUCGCAGCCGCAUAUCGAUAAAAUGAAUCAACAUUAUAAAACAACCAAAUCUUACAAGGCCAUCGUUUUGUUUUGUCAUUGCUGUAACAUUUCCAUUCUAGGACCCGUGUCGACUGAAAAAAAGCAUUCCAUUAGAAGUCAGCAUAAGAAAAAAGCUGAACAGUUUUUGCAAUCUGCAACUAAUUACGAUAGAACGUCGAAAAAGUCCGAUUCUUCUAGCGACGCUGAACUGAAAUCAAAGACAAAUGAAGUAAUUUCGAAUGGAAUCGCUCAUCAGAAUACUAUUUCUCAAUUUCCUGCAGCUUUUCAAACGAACGAGGAAUUCUUCGAUGAUCUCAGAGCAUCUCAAAAAGCUAGCGAAGUAAAAUUUUUACGCACUCAAUCUAUGUCAUCAAACGCGAGCUCGAAAAAUGAUAAUGACGAUAAAAGCGAAGAUGAAGGCGAUGUCGUAUCUUAUGUUUUACUUAACGGUGAAAACGAUGGAGAAGAAAAAGUUAGCGAUCACGAAUUGGACGAUUCUUUUCUCAGCGAAAUUGAAAAUAAUUUACCAGAGGCUCCGUCUACCUCAGAAUCUAGCGAUCCGGCAAUUUCUCAAGAAGCAGAUAACGUCGCUAAUGAUGAAAAUACUGAAUUUGUUAAACAUCUUAUCAUCGCUAAAGGCAUACCGCCUCAAAUAAUUCAAAACAAGCGAAUAUGUUUGGAAACUUUCAGAAGAUAUGGGAACAUUAAGCGAAUAUUCACGAAGAGAAACAAACCUGAUUGGUUAUACAUGAUGGUUUUAACCGAGCCAGAACAAGUAUUUAACCGAUUGCACCAGAAUAUUAAAACUUUGAAAGCGACGUUGGGAACUGAUGAAUUGAGUAUCGAGUACGAUACACGAAAUACUGAUCAAACUGGCAUAAAGAAAAAUUUAACGAACGAUGCAAAAACCACUUUUUCCAAUAUGAAUGCUCUAAACGAAGCAGUGCAAAAUUUAAUGCGACUUUACGAAGAAGAAAGUAAUUCGGAAGAGUCGAGACUGAAAAUGAAAAAAAUCGAGAAUACCGUGUUAGAUUUAGCACAAAAGAGUUACGGACCUAGCAUUCCGGUCAAAGUAUUCACGUUUGGAUCCAGAGUUACCGGAUUGGCUACAAAGAACAGCGACGUUGAUAUUUAUCUUCAGAUCGAUCAUUCUUUUGGAGGUGGAGUCCACGAGAAUGUCGCAUUACAACAGCAGUUGGUUCUAUAUUUUUCAAACAAAAUGAGACAAUUGCCGGGCGAUUAUCGCAACAUUGUAUCUAUACCGUUCGCUCGAGUACCAAUAGUGAAAUUCACUCACACAAAGUCUAAUUUGAAUUGCGAUUUGUCGUUCAAGAGUGGCCUCAGCACAAUGAAUAGUUUAUUAGUGAAGACGUAUUUAAAAUUAGAUGACAGAAUUAAAUAUCUCGUUUGCGCUGUGAAAUUGUGGAUGAAAAAGAACGAUUUGGCUGAUCGCAAUUUAUUUACAACGUAUGCACAAAUAUGGAUGGUGUUGUUCUUCUUAAUGCAGCCUGAACAUGCCGUUGUUCCUACAGUUUUAAACUUGCGAAAAGAAUUACCUCUCGAACAAAAGGAUCACGUUACCGUUGAAGGUUGGAAUUGCGCUUUUCCCAACGCCAAAAAUAUUGUAUGGAGAAGCAGCUGCUCACUCAGCAAAGAAGAACUGCUACUGAAAUUUUUCCAAUUUUACAGUCAAGAGAAUUUACAAAAUUACGCCUUGUGCACGUUGACAGGUAUUAAAAUGCAUAAAAAAUAUUUCCUCGAAUUGUUCAUGACAUUACCGCCCACUUUCAAUGAAUACAAACGUAAACUAAGGGCAGAUGGCGCAUUGUAUUAUAAAGUUAUCGAUGAUUUCGAUGGUUUAUGCAUACAAGACCCGUUUGACCAUUGUCAUAAUUUAACAAAAACAAUUGGCGUUCGUAAGUUCCACAGUUUUAUCAACUUGUGCCAACAAACUGCAGAAAUUAUGAAAUCAAACUUGAAUGCGACCUAAAUGUUAUUGUAAAAGUAUUUUUUUUUAUAUUCCGUUAUAUUAUCCUGAUGAUAAAUUUGUAUAAGUUGUUGGUUUUUUCGGUUUUGGUGUACCACCAAUUGAAACGAAAUUGAUGUGUUUUUUUUUGGAAUCUACAACCUUUCGGUGUUUGCGAAUUAUGGUUCGAAACAGAAAAUUGUAAGAUUUUGCGAGUUUUCAUCUCAUUACAUUGUGUUAACUACGAUCUGAGUUUUAUGUGUGAAUCAUCAUUUUUUCAUUUAAGAUAAUGUGAUUUCUUUAUGUUUUUAUCCUUAAGGAAUUUAUUUUAAUGAGUCAUGUUUUAUUAUAACGCUUAAGUUAGGGUGAAAUUUAAAGCACUUACUUUCUCAUCGAUCAGUAAACGUGAGUAAACGUUGAAGAUGAUUUUUAAAAUAACACUGACGCGAGAUCGUGUCACAUUGUUGAUGUUAAUCGAAGAAAAAUAUAUGUUAUGAAUUUUUUUAAAA
Messenger RNA from Planococcus citri (citrus mealybug), 4611 nucleotides. RefSeq lists its product as uncharacterized. Gene Ontology annotation, molecular function: RNA uridylyltransferase activity. Bases 578 to 4126 code for a protein of 1182 amino acids. The transcript has 8 exons. Lineage: Eukaryota; Metazoa; Arthropoda; Insecta; Hemiptera; Pseudococcidae. The record is from RefSeq and is a predicted model, not a curated record.